Rosa rugosa (rugosa rose) is the source of this 1912-nucleotide messenger RNA. RefSeq lists its product as uncharacterized. The coding region runs from base 541 to 1278 and encodes 245 amino acids. The transcript is spliced from 2 exons. The record is from RefSeq and is a predicted model, not a curated record. NCBI's taxonomy places the organism in Eukaryota, Viridiplantae, Streptophyta, Magnoliopsida, Rosales, Rosaceae.
UAUCACUUUGUUUGCAAUUCCUAAAACACCCUAAAACACACUCUCUCUCCCCCCUCUCUCUCUUCCAGACCACCACCAAAGUCCACUCUCUUUCUCUCUCUUCUUCCCGAUCUUCCUGAAAAACUUCUCAUCAUCCUCCUCAUUCUCCCUCUGCCGAAUCCUCCGCUGCAUCAACAACCGCUUGACGUCACUUUCUCCUCCGGCGACGACGCUCCAGCCCGAGUAUCUCCGGCCGAAUCCGCCGCCGCCGAUCCCGUCGCCUCGCUCCCGGUCUUCGCCUUCUCUUCCAUCAAGCACUGCCGAGCCUCCUCCACCGCCGUCGUCGUCGCCGCCGACUGCACCGUCUUCCUCUCGAAGUUCGAGCACGACGAUCAGCUCCGGCUACUCCCUCUGCUGUCACGCCUUCCACGUAUCGUGCAUCGACACGUGGCUUCACCAGCAGACCUGCCCGCUCUGCCGGUCGCCAAUUUCCACGUCCGACUCCGAGCUCAUGACUCUCAUUGAGAAUGCAGGCUCCUCCUCCCGCGGCCAGACAGACAGAUGUGUUGUGAUUGCCAGACAGACACCAGUGGAGUUGGUCAUAGAUAUCACUGCCAAAGCUGUGGGCAGUGGAUUUGUGGCAAGUGUAUUCAGGGUGGUGAGUGGGAUGGUUUGACGAGCAGUGAUGAAGUUGGAGAGAAGUUCUGCAAGUUUUGUUCUGAGGUUAGAUUAAGGAGGGAAUGUGGAAGAAAGUGUAGUGAGAAGGUGCAUCCUUCUGCCUCUCCUGAAGAAAGCCCUGAACCACCAUCCCCGUGUUUUAGCAGCGAAACUAUCAGGUGUGGUGCGGAUGAUGAAUCCACUCGGACUGAUCAUCUGUCAAAGUAUCUUGAAGCCCAGGAUAUUGGCUAUUCUCCCCGUGCUGUCAAGAGUAUGACUUCAUUUAGUUCUUACCCAUCUCCAGUAGCUGUUCAUUGCUCUCAUAGUAGGAGUGAUGAAGAAGAGGCAGAAGAUUUGGCAAAGAACUUUUGCAGCCCUUCAAGUGAAUAUUGUGAUGACAAUUUGGAUAUAGAUUUAAAUAGUGUUAGUGCUAGAAGUGAGUUAUACAGUUUGAGGUCUCUGGGAUCAAGUCAGUUUGAUUGCUCAUCUAGAAUUUACUAUACUUCUAGUAAAGGGCAUUCAGUACAGCAGAGGCAUGAAGGCAUCCCAGCGACUCAGAGUGAUGAAUCCUUUGGUCGACAGACUAAGGCUGUUUUAAAAAGGCCUGGAAGAGAGGGGGGAGAGAGAGAAGAAAAGGCCUGAUUGAUUAAUCAAACUGUUGAUUAUAUUGGUUCAGCCACAGCCAUCACGUGCAGCCAUGACAAUUGCAAGUUGCUAUUUAAUUGGUUGGAAACCAAUCUAACUUUGACACGUGGCAGACCACAUUCCAUUUCUUCCUUGCACGCUCCCACCCGCAUUAGAUCAUUUCUUCUUCCUUUCUCUUUGCUGGCAGCCACACGAAGACCAAUAUAUAUACAUAUUCCAGAACCCUACAGAGAACAGCCGCAGCACACCAAAAACAGAGGCAGCCCCUUUGGGCUGCUCUCUUUCUCUUUCUCCUCUCCUCCUCCUCAUUUACCAUAUUCUAGUUAGUUUUCUUUUGGGUUUUGGUAGAAUUUCUCACACAAGCUUCAAGGAUUCAUCAAGAGCUAUAAGAUUCAAGAUUUAGGUAUUUGUGGGAGUUGUAAUUCAAGGGAAGUCAUAGUAGCUUCCUAGCUAAUUGUGGCUACCUUUGUUUUCUCCUACACUUCUAUACUCUUUUCUCUUUGAAUUUUGUAAUCUUGAUGUCUAUGAUUAUGGGUUGUGAGUAAUUUUCUUGUUGGGGUUUAGGGUUGUGUCCCUAACCCAAAUUUUAUGUAAAAGAUGUUUAUUUUAAUGUAGUGAUGCAAUUUUCAUA